AUGGUCAACGGAAUAGCCAUUUUAUUGCUUUGCGGACUGGGUCACAUCCAUGCGAGCCAUUUAAAGGAGGAACUUCACUUGGUUCACCACCGCUUAAGCAGAUUCAAGGAGUCACUAUUCCAGGAUAUUAACCACGAAAUCAUAGACACUCGACCUUCUAGUACAAGUGAUACCCAAUGCCUGGUGGAUAUGAAGGAGUUAUUUGCAGGGCUGAAAACUGGCAGCUACUGGGCACUCAAAAUGCUCGAUUCCUGGGGUUCCUUUCCCUCGGGCCUAUUGUACGGAACCUUUUACGAUUUGGGCAACUUCGAUGAGUGCCUCAAUAUAAAUCAGGAGAUCAGCAGUAGCCAAACGAUUAAAGGAAAAUAUUGUUUCAUGGCUGUGCCCCUAAGAGAUGUUCUUGAUACCGGAAUCGAAUCCUUGGAAGGCAUGCAAAUCAAGAUUGCCACCUGUUUUCCGGCCUCCUGUUCGGCAACUCAAAUCGAGACGUUUGCUGGGCAAUUAUAUCAAAAUAAGGUCAACUCAAGCAUGAGUUUUAAUAUCAGCAUCGAUGAGGACGGUUGCCAGACAAGCGAUCCUGUUCCUUGGGAUGGUCUCACCAUUUUUACAGUUGUUAUUUUGUCAGUGCUUACUUUAAUAGUGGUUAGCUCAACACUUUACGACUAUUUUCUUUGCACAACUCAACAAACACCUGCCUUGAUAAAGAUUAUAUCGGCUAGAGCGAAUUCCCGAGCUCUUUUCCGUCUUGAGGUUGGCAAUUCCAAUUCGAAUGUCAUUGAUUGCCUUCAUGGAAUUAGGUGCAUGUCCCUCAUCUGGGUGGUUUUUCUGCAUGAGCAUAUGUAUUCCCUGAUAUCCCCAAAUAUCAAUUUUACCUAUGCGCUUGCGUGGCUAGAGAAACCGACCUCAAGCUUCUUCAUACAUGGCUAUUUCUCGGUGGAUACGUUUCUAUUUAUUGGUGGCCUACUGGUAUCCUUGACAGCUCUGCGAACCAUGGAAAAGACCAAUGGAAAGCUAAAUAUCCCUAGGAUGUAUGUGCAUCGCAUUAUUCGCAUCCUGCCCGUUCUGGCCAUGGCAAUCUUGAUCUACGUAAAACUAAUGCCGGUUGUGAGCGGCGGACCCCUUUUCAAAAGUGGGUUUCAUGGCAAAGAGGAGUGUGUGAAUGGCUGGUACUGGGACCUGCUCUUCAUCCAGAACUAUGCAACGAAAACAUGUCUUGAUCAGUCGUGGUAUUUAGCGGUGGACAUGCAGCUGUACAUCCUCUCCCCUUUACUCCUGUUUGGCCUUUACAAAUGGGGCAAGAAGGCAGCGUGGGCCAUUGUUGGCAUUGUGGUUUUGCUUUCAGGUUGCCUGUUUGCCACCCAAAUGGUCAAUCAUUACUCAAUGAGUAUUAAAAAUGGUGGUGGCGAUGAUGAAGCCAACUCAAAGCUGUACCUUGCCACGCACACACAUGCAACUCCUUGGCUGAUUGGAUUCCUGUUCGGAUACUUUCUGCACAUGAAUCGUGGCAGAAAGUUCCAGCUGAGCUGGCUGGUCCUGUGGUCUGGUUGGUUCAUCAGCCUGGCGAUGAUCUUCACCUCGAUCUUUGCAACCUAUCCGUCUGCGAAGUGGAGUGCUCCUCCGCUAUCUACCUUGGAUGAAUCUCUGUACUACACUCUCACUCGGGUUGGUUGGCCAUUGGCCAUGUGCUGGGUGGUAUUCGUCUGUAUUCAGGGCUAUUGUGGUCUGGCUAACAGUUUCCUCUCCACCCCCCUGUGGCAACCACUCUCAAGGUUGUCCUAUUCCGUCUUCAUUUGGCACAUGUUCGUCCAGGAGAUAAACAGCCGGAAUGUGAGAACGAGCACUUACUUUUCUUCCUACACUGUGAUGCUCAACUUCUGGUCUGACUUUGGCAUCAGUCUGAUUAUGUCCUAUGUUUUAUAUCUUAUUAUUGAGGCUCCUAUAGGCGGUCUGCAUUCACUUUGGAGUCGAACUGGAUGUACAAAGUCGCCAGAGGUAGUACGGCCUGUAUUAACUUUUGUUGUGAAUCAACGUAAUGGUGAUGAACCCGAACAUAGAUAA
This is a messenger RNA of Drosophila melanogaster (fruit fly), 2058 nucleotides long. RefSeq lists its product as uncharacterized. Gene Ontology annotation, molecular function: acyltransferase activity, transferring groups other than amino-acyl groups. The transcript has 8 exons. Lineage: Eukaryota; Metazoa; Arthropoda; Insecta; Diptera; Drosophilidae. The record is from RefSeq and is marked reviewed. The coding region runs from base 1 to 2058 and encodes 685 amino acids.